AUGACUCGUUGCUGUGCGACUGGACAGCGUGCGACGAUCCAGAGAGCGUCACGCUGCCAGACGUCAGCACUGCGUGUGGUGAAUCGCGGGAAAACCAAGAUGCGCGUGAAGGUGGACCAGAAGAACGUCUGGAUCGAGCUGAUUGACGUGUGCUUUGAUAUUCAAAUUUGUCCAAUCAAGAUCGAGAAUUAUGUCGCCUUCAACAUGGGACGGAACAACGAGGCUGAGUACCUCACGUACACAAUCGUGACGUUACAAGAAAGUGCGACCGCACCAGAUGACAUCGCCACGAUGAAAAUCUAA
Peronospora matthiolae is the source of this 303-nucleotide messenger RNA. The record is from the annotation of a GenBank genome assembly. Lineage: Eukaryota; Oomycota; Peronosporomycetes; Peronosporales; Peronosporaceae.